GUGACAUAUUGUUAAAUAGUCUCAAACCUUUUUGUUUGCGGAUGGUGUUUGGCAGUUGGUGUUCGGCAGUUAGUUUAUGAAACAAAUUACAUGUUAAUUCCUUGUUGAAGGGUCUCUCAAGGAGAAUGAUGUCCUACCAACACCUGUUAGAGCUAGGAAUCAACGUUUUACAAGUGAUAACAUACAACAACCUAGAUCUGACAAUAUGCCUAUGAUUGGAAAUGUGAACAAUGGGAAAGUUGGAGUACCAAGGAUGUUAGGAAAACAUGCCAACAAUGCUUUAAUUAAAGACAAUUUGGUAAAGAAGGCAGCAUUUUUGGACCCUGCUCACCAACUAAAUCAACUCCCUAUGAUUGGUCAAGCUAAUCAUCAUCAAUAUGGCCAAAACAAUCAACAAUAUGGCCAAAACAAUCAACAAUAUGGCAGAAACAAUCAGCAAUAUGGCGGAAACAAUCAGCAAUAUGGCCAAAACUAUCAUCAAAUUGUUCAAAACAAUGCUCCAAAAAUAAGAGAUAGACUUCCUCCUAAUCGAGCCUUGAUAGCAGAAGCCAAUCAUAACUUAAAUUAUUCUGAAUACUGGAUAAACCAUGUUACUCUCCAACACAAGCGUGGCUACAGUGUUGAAAAAUCAGAGAAAGCUAGAGUAAUUGAGAAUUCAAAGACGGAUGGUGGUGCAGAAGCAGCAUAUUUUGCCUGGUUGAUGGAGAAACAGCUUGGUUGCUACCCUCGUGACCUUCAUCAAUUUGGGAAUGGAGUUAACCAGUGGACAAUGUGUAAUACUGGACGCCUGGCCUUGAAGCACCCUUGCAUUGUCUAUUCUUUUGGAAAAACUGACUUUGAAUUUGAGAAUGGGAUUGAAGUGAAGUUUCAAUGUCAAAUACAUGUGUUUGAUAUUAACAUUGAGAAUUUUGCGGCACAUUCCUUGUCAGAUAAUACACAUUUCCAUGCAAUAGGACUGUGGGACGAUGACAUUGACACAAGGAACGUACGGGAUAUCUCUCUGAAUCAGUUGUCCACUAUAAUCAAACAAACAGGUCAUGGUAAUAUGAUGAUUGAUCUGCUGAAGAUUGACAUUGAUAACAUACUAUGGAAUGUGCUUCCCUCUAUUAAAGAUGGAUGUUGGAAGCGUGUUAAACAGCUUAUAAUCAGAGUUUAUGGUCCAGGAGAUGGUUUACAAGUUCCCUCAGUACAAAAAAUGUAUAGAAUUCUAGCUCAGGUGGAGAGAUUUGGAUUCCUCAAGUACAAUGUACAACCCUGUCCUAAGCAAAAGAUUGUGUCUAAAUUCACCAACAAUCUCCUUUUCCCAUGUUUUGACAUAAGCUACGUGAAUAAACCCUACAUAGGAUAAUCAGCAUACAUGUGAUAAUCAAUUAUGAAUCAAAAUGACACAACGCUUUGCCACAGAUGAUUUAUCAUGGUCUAGGGAGCGGAAUAAAAUUACAAAGGAGGACUAGAACAUGAGAACACACUUGGAUAUUCGAAGAAGAAACAUUAAGAUUGAACACUGAAUUUCAGCCACAAAUCAGAUGAAUCUGAUGAUGUCCUACUGACCAUGGAGUCUGAUGAUAUAAGAAAUUGCGAGCGAAUUUCACUUUGGAAAUUUCAAUGGUACUAGUUUCGUAAUUUAUUGUAAUGUGAAAAGAAAAAAUGAAAUCUCAUUUAACAAACUCAGAGUAGACCUUUCUCUAAAAAGUCAGCUUUUUGCACACAUUUUUUUUAUUUUAAUAAUGUGGCUUCACUAGAAUGUGCCUGUUGUCACCACAUUGAAACCCACAACACUUUUUUCUACAGUGCCCUCUGUACAUAAAACCUAGAUGAACUUCUAAGAGAUCUCUAUAUGGCCC
Messenger RNA from Owenia fusiformis, 1844 nucleotides. NCBI's taxonomy places the organism in Eukaryota, Metazoa, Annelida, Polychaeta, Sabellida, Oweniidae. The record is from the annotation of a GenBank genome assembly.